AUCUUAAUUAUAUUUAAGCAAACAAAUUAAACACACAAUCUAAAACAGAUAUUACAAAAUUGACACACCCAAGCCUAGCUCCAACAAAAAAUAUACCAGUGUGACCGUCAGAAAUGUACCGAAGCAUACCGUCUCAUUUGAAAAAUAUACCGCCAUAGGUCCGCGGUCCCACUGCAACCCAGUUGCGUUUGGCAUUUUUUAGCAUCUUUCGGCACAACACAGAUAAAAUGGCAGCUCUACGUGGAUGGAAAUUCGUUGGCUUCGUAUCCUGCAUUGUGGGAGCCAUUGGACUAGCGGUGUAUCCUGUUAUACUGGACCCAAUGCUCAAUACGGAGAAGUACAAGUCGCUCCAGGAGUACAGCAAAAUAAAAAGAGAUGAGCUGCAAUAUACUAUCAAAAGAAAGGACUGAAAGGGAAAGAUGUAUUUAAAAAUGCUGUGCCAUGUAAUUGGCAUGCGGAUUAGGCAUAAAACAAGAUGUACAUUUUGUAGUUUCCAAACAACCAAAAACACAAAAACUAUUUGUUAUCGAUAAAUAUAAUUUACCUAUUGUUCGUAUAAUUUA
Molecule: messenger RNA, 563 nt
Organism: Drosophila pseudoobscura
Lineage: Eukaryota; Metazoa; Arthropoda; Insecta; Diptera; Drosophilidae
Exons: 2
Coding region: 228-410 (60 amino acids)
Biological process (GO): mitochondrial respiratory chain complex IV assembly
Cellular component (GO): mitochondrial inner membrane
Source: RefSeq, a predicted model, not a curated record